UUGUUCUCGCUAUCGAUAUUCUCACAUUACUAUGCAUGGUGGGCGUACAUCAACUACUAUAAUGACGACUACUAUCUGCAAUGGAACCAUCAGUUAUUCUUUACGAUAACCGAACUGAUAUCAUCAAUUUUAGUAAUGCAUUUGGCUAAUUCAACGAAUACAGUUACAUCGAAGAAAAUAUUUUGCAUUGUUGGCAUUGCCAUACUGCACAUUACCGCCAGUAGCUUCGAUCAAUUUUUCAUGAAUGUCCUACGCGGUGAAGGAUAUGCACAUCAAAUUGUACGUGACAUUGGCUUUAUGGUGCCAGACAUACUACAGCUGGUUAUACCAUUGUGGCUAUUUCGACAGACACGCAAAGAAUCCUACACAACACGACCUUUCUAUCAGGAUCGCAGUCUGCACAAGGAUAUUGUGGCUAUGUGCUUCUUCGUCCUUACAUUGUUCGUAGUCUGUACGAUUUUGUGAGAGCGAAUUUUUCAAUAUCUGCAACAAACAAAACACUUGAAUGACAAUGCAAGUUUUAUGCACAAUAAAAAUAACAAUAAUCACAACUACAAUAAAGGAAACGAAGUAUUUAGUAUGAUGCAUGUAAAUAAAGGAUAUAAAACGUGGUAUGAACGUUUAAAGAAAUUAAAUGUUUAAGCAGUGCAAAGGGAGCGAAUGCAUGCGUGUGUUUGUGUGAAUGUGUGUACCUUCAAAGCAAAUCUGUUUGUUGGUGACGCAUGGCGUAUGAGUGAUUUUUUCUUAUUUAAAAUUGUGUGCUUCAGUUUUUGACGGUUGG
Messenger RNA from Teleopsis dalmanni, 781 nucleotides. RefSeq lists its product as uncharacterized. The transcript is spliced from 2 exons. The annotation marks the transcript as partial. The record is from RefSeq and is a predicted model, not a curated record. Lineage: Eukaryota; Metazoa; Arthropoda; Insecta; Diptera; Diopsidae.